Pseudoliparis swirei is the source of this 3904-nucleotide messenger RNA. RefSeq names its product epsin 3a (gene epn3a). Gene Ontology annotation, cellular component: plasma membrane; clathrin vesicle coat; endosome. Lineage: Eukaryota; Metazoa; Chordata; Actinopteri; Perciformes; Liparidae. Gene Ontology annotation, biological process: endocytosis. The transcript has 11 exons. Gene Ontology annotation, molecular function: phospholipid binding; clathrin binding. The coding region runs from base 1088 to 2923 and encodes 611 amino acids. The record is from RefSeq and is a predicted model, not a curated record.
UAGACGGCAGAGAUUUUAACGGAAUACAAGCCCACGUAAAUACAAGAUAUAUUGAGUAUAAUGUAUAAUGCAUGUGACUUCAGACAACAUCCCAUUAGCUGUGAUAAAUAAGUAAAGAGCAGAGAUGCAACGAAGAAGCAGCUGAAGAGGUAAUGCAUUCCAUUGUUGAAUCCUUCUGGGACCUCCACUCGCUCUACUAAAUUACCAGCAGUGAACUAUGGAACCUUAAAGGCUCUGGGCUUUACAAUAAUUGGUUUACACCCACUGUAUCUCAUGUCAUGGUAAUUGCAGAACUGUAAUAUCCCAAUAUGUUCUGCCUGUGUAGUCUCUCUGAUAAUUAAAUAUUAAACUACCUGCUGAUUGAUGAUUUCUGCAAAGCUGAUGGUGCUGAAAUGUAAUUAAGGCUCGCUGUUCUUAAACGAGAGCUGGUAAUAUUAGCACAUGUGUCCUAACAGUGUGUGUGUCCGCAGUCUGCGCGUGCACGCUGAGCCUCAUGGUGCGGCACAACCCGCGCGCUCUGGUCACCUGCUCCAGUGAGCUCAGACUAUUUUCCAUCUGGCGGUGAAAGGGUUAAGUCUGACUCUGCAUGCACGGAGCGGGCCUCCCUUUCUCCCUUCCUCCCUUUCUCUCUCUCUCUCUCCCUCCCUCUCCAUCCAUUUUCACCGUGUGUGUGUUUUAAGGGGGGCUGUGUCAUUUGCAAGCCAGGAUUGUGAUGUGCACACAACUUUAGUUUGAUAACUAAACGGUGCUUGUGGAUACGGGCUGAGCACACACGGCUUUCCUCUGCGCUUUGAAUACCUUUUUUGGUGGUAUUUGUAUUUGUUGUAGUCGAGUUGCUCUCUCCACGGGAUAUGCCGAUAGGCGGAGGCGUUUCUUCCUCCACCCAAAGCCUCUCCGAGUUGGGACCCCGCUGACGCGCCGUGACAUGACGCUGAAACACACUCGUGGACAUUACUGAAGUUCCCAAUAGAAGGCCAACAUCGCGACAUUUCCCCACUGAACUGAUCUCCCAGCAGCCACCUGGCCUGAGGCACCACAGUGGCCGGCUUGCUGUUUGAUUAUCGCCCGGGAAAACACAACCGCCAUCAUGCAGCCCUCAUCGCUCCGCCGGCAGGUGAAAAACAUGGUCAACAACUUCACGGAGGCCGAGAUCAAAGUCCGUGAGGCCACCUCCAAUGACCCCUGGGGUCCUCCCUGCUCGCUCAUGGCUGAAAUCGCAGACCUGACUUUCAAUGCAGUGGCUUUCACCGAGGUUUUGGGUAUGAUCUGGAAGCGGCUCAACGACCACGGUAAGAACUGGCGCCAUGUUUAUAAGGCAAUGACCCUGCUGGACUACCUGAUCAAAACAGGCUCCGAGCGUGUGGCCCAGGAGUGCCGGGAGAACAUUUACACCAUCCAGACACUGAGAGACUUCCAGCACAUGGAUCGGGAUGGACUCGACCAAGGUGCCCAUAUCCGGGAGAAGGCCAAGCAUCUGGUGGCUCUGCUGAAGGACGAGGAGAAGCUGAAGAAGGAGAGAAGCCAGGCGAUGAAGACCAAGACGCGUAUGGCGGGCUCCACCAGUGGCUUGGGCUCUGGGUCACAUCCUCCUUCGUACCCGGGGCGUCGCACAAGCCAGGCGGCAGGGGUCCAUGGGGAUGAGCAUGCCUCCUCUUCCUCUCCUCGAUUUACUCCAGACAUUGAGCAAGCUCGACCGACAACCAGUGGAGAAGAGGAGCUGCAGCUGCAGCUGGCCCUGGCUAUGAGCCGAGAAGAGAGUGAAAAGCCACCUUCUACAGUGGAUAUUGCUGAACAGACCCAUCUCCAGAUGGCUAUGACGCUCAGCAAGAAGGAGACCCAGAAGCUCCUGGUUAAUCCCUCUUCACAGCCAGUCCAACCUGCACCUGCUGCAGUGGAUAUGGAUGAGGACACCCAGCUCAAGUUGGCCCUGAGCCUCAGCAAGGAGGAGCACCAGCAGGAGCAAAUCAGUCGCCAAGGGGACGAGUCAGUGCUCAAGAAAGCUCUGGAGGACAGCACACGUGAGAUGGAGACUAAAGGCGGGACCGCCUUCAUGGACCUGGUAGAUGUUUUCGCAUUGCCCUCAGAUCCGCCUCCUAGUGACCACCGAUGGAACAAUGCCCCACGCCAGGCAGCUGCUCAUCCGGGGAGCACAGACCCCUGGGACUCCCUGGUAAGCAGCAACAACACCUCGAGAGUAGAUCCUCCCUGGAUGGCACCGCCAACGUCCAACAGCCCCCCACCACCGUGGGAGCCCCCGGUCAACCCCUGGGACGACCAGCAGAGCAACUUCAACGCCACAGGCCGAGAAUGGGCCUUCUCUGCCAACACAGCUGCCUCAGGAGUUGAUCCAUUCCCCCUCAAAGGAACCAUCGGGGAACCGUGUCCGCGACCUGGAAGCCCCUCAGAUGGGGAUAUGUUUGAUGAGGCCAUGGAUGGAGGUCAUUUGAAUGUAAAUGGGCGAGGGGACAGCAGUCCUGAGAUAUUUGACCUGUCACGUUUCGGAGAAAGCCUGGCAGCCCCCAGCCCUCGUACAUGCCGGACACCCGAGGCCUUCCUGGGCCCCACAGCGGCAUCCUUAGUAGACCUGGACAGAUUGAUCCCAGCAAAUCCUCCAGCCAAGACCAUGAACCCCUUCCUAUCAGGCCUCAGUGCUCCGUCAGCCAGCAAUCCAUUCCAAGCUGAGCAGCCCAAACUAACUCUGAAUCAAAUGGGCUUCAGCUCCCUCUCUUCAGCUCCACAGGGCACUUCUCUUCCAUGCAGUGCCUCCUUGCCCCUGCCUAUGAGCCACCAGCCUGCCAGCCUCCCUGUGUCACUUACUCACCCCACCCACCCUGGCCUGCCAGGGACCCUCCCUGAGCCCUUGUUGCCCUUCUCUUCGGCCAGCACUGAUGGAUCACAUGCUGCACAGAACCCUUUCUUAUGAGGAUCAACUAAACUGGAGAAAAAAGGGGAAUGCCAUUAGGUUAUGCUCUCCAAAUAUAACUAACUGCAGAUUGAAUUUGAGCCCUAAGGACUUGUAUGACAACCCUAUUCUUAGUUUUUAUAUUGUAUUAUAAUACGGGAACCCUUAGAUUGAUGCAAGCUGGUUGUGCUCCUCACAGCAAUAAUCGGUCUUGCUCCUCUCGUCAAUGAUCCAGUAUCAGAGGAUACAAACAAGAACACCUUUGUAUCAGAAACCAUUAGUGUCGUGCACACAUUCUUUAUGGCCAUAACAUAUUGCAACCUGUUGAAAUUCCGAAGAAAAAAAACACAAAAGCAGUGUGAUAAUAUGUGGUUGUAGCUUCACUUAGCCACAAUUACCAGGCACAUGUAUUACAGCUUUCCAAGUAGUCUACACAUCUCUUGCUCACUCAGCUUUGUGUUUGAUUGGCUUAGCUGGCUAUAGCUGCUGUCAUAUACAAGUGUAUACAAUGCAUUUCUUCUUAAGAGACCCCGGCUAAAGACCUGUCCGAUUCCUGAAAUGUUGCCGCAUCAAUACGUUCCCUUUGUUGAGCCUUAGUUGGACCAUAACUGAUGAUAAACAUCGAUGUGUACUUGAUUUUACUAUUGUGAAAUUAAUUUCUGUGGUUAAUUGAAUGAAAUUUAGUUUGGAAGGACUGGAAGUACUUCAGAGUUCCCUAUAAGCAAGGCAACAUUAGAAAAUGUAUGAAUCAUGAGUUUUAUUGAUCGCGUGAUAACCACUGAUUUAUCAAAUAUAAGGGUAUAAAUGGAAGACUGCCUCAUUCUUCAGUUGGUUUUAUUGUUUUGUAUUUCCUCAAUACCUAUGUCAUUAACACAUUUCAUGUCAAAUCUCAGGCACACAUUCAGGACCAUUUACAAUGUUUGUUGUGCACUGUAUGCCCCCUGCUGGUUUAUUUGGUUUCAGAAUAAAAGCUAGUCCUUACUUAGAGGAGCAUGAGGAUCA